AUGCCAAAAGUCCAUUGUUUAGCUGAUAUUUGUAUGGUACCAAUUGGUACUGGAUCUGCCUCUGUGUCAGACUUUGUUACCUUAAUUGAGAAGAAAAUUCGUGAAAGUCCUUUGAAGAGUACAUUACAUAGUGCUGGUACUACUAUUGAGGGACCUUGGGAUGAAGUUAUGACUUUAAUCGGUGACUUACACGAAUAUGCUCAUGAAAAUGGUAUUGUAAGAAUUCAAUCUGAUGUCAGAAUUGGUACAAGAUCUGAUAAACCACAAAGUGCCCAAGACAAAGUCGAUGUUGUAUUGAGAAAAUUAAAGGAAGCUAAAUAG
This is a messenger RNA of Henningerozyma blattae CBS 6284, 321 nucleotides long. RefSeq names its product Ecm15p (gene ECM15). The record is from RefSeq and is a predicted model, not a curated record. The transcript has a single exon. Bases 1 to 321 code for a protein of 106 amino acids. Gene Ontology annotation, cellular component: cytosol. Lineage: Eukaryota; Fungi; Ascomycota; Saccharomycetes; Saccharomycetales; Saccharomycetaceae.